AUGGUCAAUACCAAGGACCAUAAUAAACAUUUGGUACUAGCAGUGUUCGCCUGCAAGAUUCAGGCCAUGGUGAAGCAGAAGGAGAAGGCCAGACCGCACUGGCGCUCGGCCACCGACGACUACAAGCGGCAGAAGACGGAGCUGCUCAAGCAGUUUCCCUGCCUGGGCCAAGAGGGGCUGGACAAGAUCCUGCAGGUUGUGUCAAAUGCUGCUGGACAAGGGGUUGCCAUCACUGGGAACAACACUUUCAAUAACUGGAAUUGGCCUAACGCUGUGAUCUUUGCUGCUACUGUAAUCACUACAAUCGGUUACGGAAAUGUUUCUCCAAAGACACCCUCUGGGCGUCUCUUCUGCAUAUUUUAUGGGCUCUUUGGAGUUCCUCUCUGUUUGACAUGGAUCAGUGCUCUGGGGAAGUUUUUUGGAGGACGUGCCAAGAGGCUGGGCCAGUUUCUGACAAAAAGAGGAGUAAGCCUGAGGAAAGCACAAAUUACAUGCACAGCUAUUUUCAUUGUUUGGGGUGUCUUGGUCCAUCUGGUUAUUCCUCCCUUUGUCUUUAUGGUGACUGAAGGCUGGGAUUACAUUGAAGGUCUCUAUUUCUCAUUCAUCACUAUCACCACCAUAGGAUUUGGAGAUUUUGUUGCUGGUGUAAAUCCAGAUGCAAACUAUCAUGCCCUUUACAGAUACUUUGUGGAGUUAUGGAUCUACCUAGGCCUGGCUUGGCUUUCACUCUUUGUCAACUGGAAGGUCAGUAUGUUUGUGGAAGUGCACAAAGCAAUCAAGAAACGGAGGAAAAAAAGAAAAGAAUCAUUUGACAACCAUCCUCGAUCUAAAAAACCCCUUCAAAUGGGUACCUCAAAGGAUGUGAACAUUUUCAGCUUCCUUUCGAAGAAGGAAGAGACCUACAAUGAUCUUAUUAAGCAGAUUGGAAAGAAGGCCCUGAAGACUAAUAAUGACAAAAUGAUUAAAGUAGAGAAUGCCAAGCAAAAUAUGCAGAAUGCCAGUAAAGAUGCUCAGGUGACUUACACAAAGACCAAGUCAUUUGAGUAUGAUGAGGCUUCCCUAGACAUUCAGAAUGGUCAUGUGCUGAGACACCUGCAUGAUAAACGUGUUGGAGACAGCCCUCUAGAAGGAACAAUGUUUGUAAACCAGCUAGACAGGAUCAGUGAAGAAGAAGGGGAAGUGUGGGACUCGAGAGACUAUCGACCCCUAAUCUUUGAGAACGCCAACAUAACAUUUGUAAAUGAAGAUGAUGAUGAAGAGGAGGAUCUCACAGAUGAUGAGGAAACUUCAAAAUCCUCCAUGGAUGAUAAUCUCGUAGAAGAACCUGAAACUGCAAAAAAACUGGUAAAAUUCCCAUCCUCUGAUGAAUCUACCUUUACCAACAAUGAGCUGGAACUUUCUGUGCCUUAUGAACAACUGAUGAAUGAAUAUAAUACAGUAAGCAAUGUGAAGGCUGCAACGUGAAGCACAUUUGACAAUGGUUUUCUAAAAGUGGCCAGUGCAUAUCGAACAAAUAAAUGGAGCAAGGAGAAGAGCGUGUCUUUGCAGUUUCUUCUAUCUCUGAAAACAAAAGCAAGCCCCAAAGUAAUAAACUCCAGUGUCUUUUUGCCAUCCUAAGUUGGUUUCUGAGCCCAUCAGCUUUGCUUUUCUGUUUUUUAAGAAAACUUGUAAAAUAACAGUUGAUUUUGGAGUUCUACUCCUUCUUGGGAUUUUAUAGUUCUUGAACAAACUAGAAAAGAAAAGACUAGUUAUUACACUGGACCUGCUCUGUAUUUGUGCAUUUCAUGGAGAAAUUAGUUUGGGAGUGAAACUAUACUAUUGCAGACAGACCGUUUUGGGCAUCAGAUGUAUCCGGUUACUCCACUAGCCUUUCACCUCUGAAAACCUGGAUUGAAUCCUGCUUUGAUCACAGAUGGAAAAAAAGGAGUGUGAGGUUUUUUAGCUGUCCAUUGUUAAGUUGCUACCACAAAAAAUGGUAUAACUUAUUCUUAAUGAGAAACUUCAGAUCUGUAUGUCCUGGUAUUCCAUCUUAGCUGAGGUGCAUUGGCAAACUGGAGAAGAAGCUUCUGGAAUAUCUGCCUGGAAUACAUUAGUGCUGGUCAAAAGACAGUGAAUAGUAUUUUUGUGAAUAAAAUAUUAAAAUUAAAAAUUCCAAAGGAAUGGAUUGAGAAGGAGCCCUCUAACAAAGAACAACUCAUCGGGGAUGAAGCUCACCUGUCGGGCUGCUAAACUGCACAUCAGCCCCAGAACUGUUAAAGAUAAGGUGACUGGAAGAACUGUUGAUCAAAGCAUAUAUGAGCACAAGCAGGAUGCAACUUUUUUUUUUUUUUUAAAUGGUGAACGUGUCCUUCCACUGUCCAUUUCCUAGAGGAAAUACUUGAAUGAACCUUAUACAGUAUCUAUGUACAGGUGAAGUUUUAGUGACUCUGUUCUUCUGAGAAAAGUCGCCUUUGGAGUAGCAGAUACUCUCCAAAUGCCCUGAUGCCUGUCAGAAGGGACCUUUAGUGCUGCUGCUUUGUGCAGUGUGUUUGUCAGUAUUGUUGUUUGCUGUUUCUCCCUGCCUUGGUACUUCAGACUAGACUUGAAUGAGAUGAUUUUUGAAACAGUUUGUUAUACUUUGCAUUUUUGUUUUGUUUUGUUUUUUUUAAGCCUGACCUGUAUGGGUACACAAUGGUUAUUCUAUCCCACUUUCAAGAAUGCUGGGUAAUGUCAGAUCUGGUGUAAAACUGAGCUGUGAUUGCAUGACUUAAGACUGUAAGACACUUUUUCUUUUUUUUAAGCGGACUUCAGCUAUGAGCUCCAGAAAGUAUUAUCACUUGACUUGGAGAUGGGCUUCUCAUUGAUAUAAGGAAGUAUAUCAUUUAAUAAUAUUUAAGCCCGAAUCAUUUUGGCUACAAAAAAAAUUAUAGCAUGAUUUUUAUUUUUCUUCCUUUUUUCCUUGUCUAUGCAUUAAUCCUGAUAGCUCUUUCAAGUGAGGCUCUUGAUCACAUGCUGGCAAAAGGUACUGAUUUCAGUUGUAUCAAAUAUUCUUGGAACAGAAAAUUGCCAAGACCUUUGAACUUUAAUAUGACAAGUUCUGUUGUUUUAUUUAGUUUUACAUUACUUAAGUCAUUCCAGUAUGCCCAGUAUGCCACUGAACAGUUAAAGUUGUCUCAUUCUCAUUUUCAUUGUAAUGCUGGCUGACUCAUUAACUUUAUAAGAAGGGUUUAUGGAAUCUUGCAAUGCUAAUCUUGAAUUACUAAAUUUUCUAAUAACUGCAAAUACUGACUGCUGCUUGAAUUGCUGGCCUCUCCUUCCAUAAGAGGAAGAGGACACAUUGGAACCCAGCUCUCUGGCUGGAUAUCCUGUUGACAAGAAAUUUUGAAGUCAUCUACUGUGAAACAAGGGGAUGUCUUUAUUAAUUUCUUUUUAGAAGCUUCCACGUGUAUGAGAUUUUCAAAUGAAAAGUUAACACAAGGCCAGGGCCAACUCUGUUACGCUGACAAAAAUGUGGAAUCAACAUCAUUGGAUUCAGUAGUUAAUUCAUAUUUGAUGACAAUAUUGCUGAAGGGAGGUUCUAAUUUGAAGUCCAAUUGCAUUACAUUACUGCCAUUUGGAGUGGGAGCGGCUGGAUCAGUUUGAGUUCCAGCAGACAGAAGAAAGAGAGGCCUAUUGAGAAGGUUUUUUCCCCACCGCUAUUUUAAAAGGACUCCAAGCCCUUCAACUGUUUUGAAUUAAGGGCUUUGUGUACGAAGGGUCAAGGCUGAUAACUGUACCUUACAGCCAUAAGAACUGGUAGGUAAGACAGCAUACGUGACAUAAAGGAUGCUUAUGUAGCGAGUCUAGCCCUCUCGUUUUAAAAAAAUGCAUAUUAGCUUACAAGAAAAUGAAAAAGCACUCCAUACAGCUUUUCUUAUCCUCCAACUUGUCUUCCAUUAUUGAUACAAAGAUCAAAGUUUUAGCAACAGUUAGUAAGCUACGGGACAGUGAAGGGAGAAGAGGCUUGCCAGGUGGAAAAGCAUAGCCAAAGUGCAAGCGUCAUUUAGAAAAAAAAAAAAACAAAAACUCUUGAAUA
Messenger RNA from Struthio camelus australis, 4054 nucleotides. It is a transcript of the gene KCNK5, whose product is annotated as potassium two pore domain channel subfamily K member 5. Lineage: Eukaryota; Metazoa; Chordata; Aves; Struthioniformes; Struthionidae. Gene Ontology annotation, cellular component: plasma membrane. Gene Ontology annotation, biological process: stabilization of membrane potential; potassium ion transmembrane transport. Gene Ontology annotation, molecular function: potassium ion leak channel activity; outward rectifier potassium channel activity. The record is from RefSeq and is a predicted model, not a curated record.